UCUAUUUUAAUGAGAAUGCUACUCAGUUGAGAAGUUGUUUAUGGGGAUUAAUCUGCUCUGCCAUCAGUUGGCUAAAUCUGGUGACAACCUGCAUUGGCUUUGGGGAAUAAUUUUUAAUCUGUUAUUCAACUUUAUUAGUCCCAGUGGAAAUUUCAAACCCAUCUCUUGCCAUUAGUCCUUCCCUAUUAACCUCCUUAAAUAUAAGCAUUAAUAAAACACUAAGAAACCAAAAAUAAAUUAAAUUAUUUGCUGUCUUGGCCUGUUGUUUUUAUAAGAUUGGCAAUGCUGAGAUCCUGCAGGGCUGGGUGUACUCAGUGACCACACAGAGAUCAUUUAGUCAGCUGCUGUAGAAGUGGAUGUAUUUCCUUGCCUCAUUGCUGUUGAUCUAUCUGCAUAUAGACCUAUUUUUUGUCCUCUGAUAUUUCUCCUCUGUAGAGAUACUAAUCAGAAAAUUAGUCUUGAAAGUGUUCAUUUUUGUUAUCUCUUUUGUCUCUUGAUAAAUACUUGGUUUUGUUCAUGUUCCUUAAUCUGAUCCUCUCAGUGAAUAAGAAUAGAAUGACCUUGCUUUCUUUCUGAUAACCUUUUAGGAAGGCACCUCUAUUCCUACUGAUUCUUUUUUCUUCUAUCUACAUCAUAACUACUGGACUUCAAGUCUUUUUUCUUUUCAGUAAUUCCUCUUCAAUUGAUUGCACAUUUUAGUUUCCCACAUUUUUUGUCAUCCUUCUCUGACUAAUUCUUCUAAUUAGAACCAGGUUUUAAUCAAGAUUGCAGAAAGAGAAAAAGGACUUUUGUCAUCAAAAAAAAGGUGUUAAACAAUUCUCUAACUGCCACCCUCCAUCAUUAGAACCAUUUAGGAAAGCUGUGGUGAGAGCCUUUGAAUUUAUAUUUUGUCCACUUGCAGAUAUGAACUCUUUUCCAGGUUGAUACUGCAUGACUAGGAAACUGUCAAAGGAGGGUAGAGAAUUUACUAACAUGGUCUGUGGGCGUCUGCAAAUAAAAUAAAUGCAAAUUUCUGUCUGUGUUUGUCUUUCAUUGCUUGUACAAAGGAUACUGUGUAAGUUAGCAUUUCUGAAGAGCAUCCCCAGAGAAAUCUGCUUGCUUUAUCAAGAGGUGUGGAGGAGCGCCAGGGAAGAGACUGGAGGAGUUCCUCCGUGGGAGGUACUUUGCAUGCUGAUGCAUCUUCCUCUUUGUAGUUUAUUUGUUUUACCAUUGCUUCAUCAUUUCUCAUCCUCAGGAGGAAGACUUCUACACAAAAGUUUGUAAGAGACUUGGCUAAGGGCCAAUAACUCGCCAAUUUUCUGUGCUACAGUUUCAUUUCCUGAGGACAACACAGCAAUUGCAGCUCCUGCACAGCUCACGUGCCCAUCAGGCAGUUGUGGCUGCUCAGCUGGGGAUGCACAUCCAUGGCAUUUAUCCUGUUGGGUCUCCAUCAGCAGCCUGGGGUGCGAAUCUGAACCAGUUCCUCACUGGUCUGUAGCUAAUUGCUCUCUCCUCCAUCCUCUGCUGUGUCCAUCAGUAUUGGAACACUAAAUCUGCCUGAAGAGAUCCUCCAGGCUGAUGAGAGACCCACUGAAGCACCUUGCCAGACUGACACAGAAAUGGAACUCAUGGAAACCAAACUUUUUGUUAUUUGCAAGGACCCGGAGGAAUAUGCGUCAGUCUCUGUAAAGAAGUGCCAUCUGCAGCCUAUCUUAGGCAAACUGUUUCCUGAUAAUUAAGGUGAUGACAGCAGUUUAUCAUUAACCUGAACUCUGCAAGAAGCACAUAAGGAGAGAAAGAAGAGGAAAGCCAGAGGAGCAGCCAGGAUGGAAUCUGACAUAAGGAUCAACAAUGCUGCAGACAUCUCUGUUAUUGUCCUCUACUUUUUGAUAGUUCUGGCAGUGGGACUAUGGGCUAUGUACUCCACCAACCGAGGCACAGUGGGUGGGUUUUUCCUGGCUGGACGGAGCAUGGUUUGGUGGCCGAUUGGUGCUUCUCUGUUUGCCAGCAACAUUGGCAGUGGGCACUUUGUGGGAAUAGCAGGAACAGCAGCAGCUGGAGGAAUUGCCAUCGGGGGAUUUGAGUGGAAUGCUCUGAUAUUCGUGGUGAUUCUAGGAUGGAUCUUUGUACCCAUCUACAUCAAAGCUGGGGUGGUGACAAUGCCAGAGUACCUGAGGAAGCGUUUUGGUGGGAAGCGGAUCCAGAUCUACCUGUCCGUCCUUUCCCUGAUCAUCUAUGUUUUCACAAAGAUCUCAGCUGACAUAUUCUCUGGAGCUAUAUUUAUCCAGCUGGCCAUAGGGCUGAAUCUUUAUGUGGCCAUAAUUAUCCUGCUUUCUAUUACUGCUCUUUACACCAUCACAGGUGGCCUUGCAGCUGUGAUUUACACAGACACCUUACAAACGUUCAUCAUGGUGGUGGGAUCCUUUAUUCUCAUGGGAUUUGCCUUUGCUGAAGUGGGGGGCUAUGAGGCUUUCAUGCAGAAGUACAUGGAGGCCAUCCCAUCCAACGUCUCCUACGGGAGCACCGUGGUGGAUCCCGAGUGCUACACCCCUCGCCAGGACGCCUUCCACAUCUUCCGGGACCCCAUCAACGGGGACAUGCCCUGGCCAGGGGUGGUCUUUGGCCUCAGCAUCCUGGCCAUGUGGUACUGGUGCACAGAUCAGGUUAUUGUCCAAAGAUGUCUCUCUGGCAAGAACAUGUCCCAUGUGAAGGCUGGCUGUAUCAUGUGUGGCUACCUCAAACUCCUGCCCAUGUUUAUCAUAGUGAUGCCUGGAAUGAUCAGCCGGAUUUUGUACCCAGAUGUGGUGGCUUGUGUUGUGCCUGAAAUCUGUCAGCGCUACUGUGGCACCGCGGUGGGCUGCACAAACAUUGCUUAUCCAAAACUGGUAGUGGAGCUUAUGCCAAAUGGUCUGCGGGGUCUGAUGCUGUCAGUGAUGCUGGCCUCCCUCAUGAGCUCCCUGACAUCCAUUUUUAACAGUGCCAGUACUUUGUUCACCAUGGACAUUUACACCAAAAUUCGCAGCCGGCCGUCUGAGAAGGAGCUGAUGCUGGCGGGCAGGGCAUUUAUGUUACUCUUAAUUGGCAUCAGCAUUGCCUGGGUUCCUGUGGUGCAGUCAGCUCAGAGUGGGCAGCUCUUUGAUUAUAUUCAGUCUAUUACCAGUUUCCUGGGACCUCCCAUUGCUGCUGUUUUCCUGCUUGGUAUCUUCUGCAAGCGUGUCAAUGAGCAGGGUGCCUUCUGGGGCCUGAUCAUUGGGCUGCUGGCUGGACUCGGCAGGAUGAUCCCUGAGUUUGCCUAUGGAAGUGGCAGCUGCGGGGCCCCUUCCAACUGCCCCUUCAUCAUCUGUGGCAUUCACUACCUUUACUUUGCACUGAUCCUCUUUGCGGUUUCUGCCAUCGUCAUCCUGGCAGUCUCCUUCAUGACCAAGCCCAUUCCUGAUGUACAUCUUUACCGCUUGUGCUGGUCCUUGCGGAACAGCAAAGAGGAACGGAUUGAUCUUGAUGCAGAAGAGGAGCAGGACAGAGCUGAUGAAAAAGAUGAUGAAUCAGUUAAUGAGGAAAACCAGGAGGAGCCGGGGUGCUGCAGGAAAGCUUACAACUGGUUCUGUGGCCUGGACCAACAGAAGGGCCCCAAACUGAGCAAGGAGGAAGAGGAGGCCCUGAAGAGGAAGCUGACGGACACCAGUGAAGUGCCACUGUGGAGAAACAUUGUGAAUGUCAAUGGCAUCAUCCUCUUGACUGUGGCCGUGUUCUGCCAUGCCUACUUUGCAUAACCUCCUGAUCUCAGUCCUGAAAUUGUACUGCACUGUCCGAGCAAAAAUGACGGCUUGUAGAUUUACACAAUUAGAUACACAUUGUAUUUUCAUCAUCUACAUUUGUAAAACAUCAGAGUGAUUUACUCGCUGAUUUUGUAUCAUAAUUUCAACAAUUUAAAGAUGAAGGCUGCUGGGAUUUCAAGAGAGAGAAUUUCUGUUUUGACACUGAACCAAUCCAGGGCUAACUGAGGUUCAGAAUUUCCAUCCAAUAUUCUCUCUGCUCAUGAUACAUUUCAUAUUUUAGGUUCAGAACAAGGCUGCAUGAGCCAUAUUUCAUAUCAGGUUUUGUGAACUACCUUUUAGGGUUGACAAUGCUAUUUUGAUUUUCAACCCUUCCUCUGAUCAUUCAAUUUUCCUUUUCCUUUGGCUAUGAUAAUUUGAUUGCAAAACCCCCACAACCACUGAGGGACUGUAUUACAAACUCAAAUUAAAACAUUGCUUUUUUUCCCUCCAAACAUGGGAUAUCUUAAGUAAAGGAUUUAUGUAUAUAUCAAUGUAUUUGAUACUAUGUAUAAAUUUCCAUUAUCAGUUUUCCCCUUUUUUCUCACUUUCCAUUGGGUUGUGUUUCUCAGUUGUCAGUGGAACACUAACCUCUGAAUUGAUCACAUUUUGAAAUUGGGGAACACAUGCCUUGAUGAUCCUAAAAAGAAUUUUGCUUACAGCAGAUUAUAUGCUUAAGGUUAACUUCCAAAGGUCCCCCUCUCUUGAUAUUUUAAUAUAUACCUAUACUUGAAUGUGAAGCUUUUUAUACAAAAUACAUAUAUUAUAUAUAAACAGAUAAUACAGUAUGUAUAUGCACUAUAUAUAUUAUAUAUAUUUAAAAUAUA
Prinia subflava (tawny-flanked prinia) is the source of this 4618-nucleotide messenger RNA. It is a transcript of the gene SLC5A1, whose product is annotated as solute carrier family 5 member 1. Bases 1806 to 3749 code for a protein of 647 amino acids. The transcript has 18 exons. Gene Ontology annotation, molecular function: D-glucose:sodium symporter activity. Gene Ontology annotation, cellular component: plasma membrane. The record is from RefSeq and is a predicted model, not a curated record. Gene Ontology annotation, biological process: sodium ion transport; transmembrane transport. Lineage: Eukaryota; Metazoa; Chordata; Aves; Passeriformes; Cisticolidae.